Petromyzon marinus (sea lamprey) is the source of this 5735-nucleotide messenger RNA. It is a transcript of the gene JCAD, whose product is annotated as junctional cadherin 5 associated. NCBI's taxonomy places the organism in Eukaryota, Metazoa, Chordata, Hyperoartia, Petromyzontiformes, Petromyzontidae. Gene Ontology annotation, biological process: positive regulation of blood vessel endothelial cell proliferation involved in sprouting angiogenesis. Gene Ontology annotation, cellular component: adherens junction; ruffle membrane. The record is from RefSeq and is a predicted model, not a curated record.
AGCCCAGGCUCCCUGACCUCUCAUUCAGAGUUUUGGUAGUUUAGUUGUUACAACUCCGUGGGACCGGUGGGAACCUUGAAGACACUGGAGCGUUUCUCUGCAGCAACAACAAAAACAUUCGAGCGCCAUCGCAUCACCUUCGGGUGCUGUGGUGACAUCACCAUCGCCGCUUAAUCUGCCCUCCUUUAACCGAAUGUUUAUUCGUGCGCCACAGCGCUGCUGUGGCGCGUCUGGUGUGUGGUGUUGCGUACUCGUGGUCUGUCUCGACAGCGGCAGCAUGAUGAGCAGGAGCCACGGGCAAAAGUUCUAGGUGCCGACAGAGACUCGACACCACUCCUUUUGCAAGAAGAGUAAAAGGAUUUGCCGUUUGUGUGGGAGAGCACGUGGCCAUUGUGUUCACAAGCUGCAGAGCUCGAUUUAUUGAAUGCGACUUAAAAACCAUUGGAUAAUCCAACCAUUGGAUAAUCUACAAGGCACUCUCAUCCUGAAUAAUCGUUCGGCAGGAAGCGGAGAGUGGGAGUGUGAGCGCAGUGAAGGACAGUGGCCUUGAAAAAACCACCGGCUACUGAAGAAUAUGUACAGCGUUGCCGACCUGCUGGCUUCCCAUGGCUUCAGGUCGGGCAGGAGGCCGACAUCCGGCAGCAGCACACAGCCUCCACUCCGGAUGGAGCCGCCCCGGUCAGAGCUGGAGCAGGGGUUUCCUGGUCAGGAUGUGUGGCACGACGCACCGCCCGCUCCCCGCGCCACACGUCACUCCAGCCUGCCACUACAAGAGCACCCCGCAAGGGCCGAGCCCUCCAGGGAAAGGGCAGAGCUCUUAAGUGAAAAGGCGAGCUAUGAAGAGGGGCAAAUGCAGCACCAAAGCCCCCCUGUGACCAUAAGGAACUUUGAAAACCAGCUUCCAUUAUUGGAGGGAUCAGAUGAAAGCGUGAGUUACUGGCGGCGCCGUGGGCAGGAUUUCAGCGUGCUGCUGGACUACACAAACCACCAACCGCCUCAAGUUGACGUCUCUCCGCCUGCCUACCUUGCAGGGUUACGAGAUCAACCCCCAUCAUACAACACAGUGCAGCAUGGCCCUUUCAACCAGAAUGCAGUGUCUCGCGAGGCAAACCCCCCACCGUACCCUGCAGAUUCUCGUGACUCGACUCUUCCCUCGGAAUAUUCUGGAUUGCACGGCUACUCUGCUAAUGCAGAAGCACUCCCACGCCCCAGCACCUACCCGCAGCCUCCACCAUACAAGGCUGAACCUCCGACCUUGGAAUUAUCUCAGAACUCUGCACCACAGACUACACAGCUGCAACAAAGUAAAAUAAAUCCAGACUACGCAUUAUUGACCGAUCAAAGUAAAAAUAUGCACAGGAACAGCAGAGAAAAAGGGAAUUCCAAAUAUGUAUCAAGCCAUUGCUGUAGUGACUACCAAGACAUGUCCGGGAUGUAUUACUUCUCAAGUCAGUGUGGUCAGGACAGCAGAGACAUGUUGGUGAAUCCAGGUAAAGGAAGCACUUCCCUCCAGGCAACAUCAGAUGCACAUGCAAUAUUGUACACAGGAAAACAAUAUUUUGAAGCAACUCCCCUACCAACAGAGAAGAUUGAAAAACCUCAAACAUUCAGGCCUCCACCGCCAACAUACGAGAUGUACCAAAUGAGAAGCAAAGAUUGCUACAAGGGACCAACAACACAAGUUCAAUUGAAAAACUUGUGCUGUCAUAUGAGUACACAUGAAAAUGGGCAGUACAAGUCAUCAGCAGAAUUUUCCCCAGACAGAUUAUUUAUGCCUCCUGAAUCACAAAUGAAAUAUCAAAAUGUACAGCUGCCCACAUACAUCAAGCCACCAGAUUACAUUUCUCAAUAUAAAGAUAAUACAUAUCAGCAAAAUCAACAUGCAAGCAAUGAAAACAGCAUUGACUCUAUUGGUGAAAACAAACAAAAACUUAGAACGGCUCGUGUUGAAUACAUUCCAUUCACAGACCCACGGGUGCGAAUUGUCCCCAAGGCACACUGGGAAACUGAACGCCAAAAUCAAGACAAUGGUCACAGUGUGAGGAAGUCUACAAAUGACAACAAUUCUGUAAACUACAUUCAAGUAAAGGAAGGUUUAGACAAACAAUUGUUGCACUCAAAGCAAAUACCACCUCCAUCACUUGUGUUACCUGUACUAAAUCAGGAUUCAUAUGUUUGGAGAAAUUCACAGUCAAACCAUGAAAUCAACAAGCAUAAAAUGCAUUCAGAUGACAUAACGUACAUGCAGUUAAAAUAUCCGGACAGUACCUCAACAAGUGCUGAUCAUGCAUUUCACUCAAGAAAGGGCCACAUACAAGAAACAGCAAGUGAACAUAGAUCUGUGUUGCAUACAGAUAAAAAAGAGGGUAUUCUUCAAGGUGACAAGACACAUGAAGCAAGUGGUGGUCAGAUGCCACGUAGCCUGCUUGGAGUCCGGACCGGCGUGCAUCAGCGAGGAGCUGUGGGAGAAACUGUGUUCUGUUUGAUCUCCGUGCCAAGUCAGUCUGUGGAUGCGGAUCAAGGUGGCAUUUGGCUCCCAGAUGUGUCAAAAGGCAGCGGUAACGCCGUUCCCGAACACUCCCACCAACACACGCAGUCUGCAAGUGAGCUGGAGCUGCAAGCACUCACUGGGAAAAUGAUCGCCGAGGAAGAGGCACGCAAGGCCAAAGAAAAAGCAGAGGAAAAGGCGAAAAAGCAUGCAUGUGAAAGCCAAAUAUUAAGUCACCCACUGAAAUUUAGUUCUGAACUAAAAGGUGAAGCAAAAAUGUAUGACACACGUCAAAAACCACUAUCACAAAAACAUCCGCUUAAUAAUGUUACCUUGCACUGUGUUCCAAAGCAGCUAUAUCCUGAUGAACGAACAUUUGUGUCACAGAAAAAUAGACAAAUUCAUGGGCAUGCUGUAGAAGUGGAGGGUAAACAUUUCCAAGCUUCUAAUUGCAGGUGGAAAACCCAAAAUUCACAAAAUACAUCCCAUAUUACUGGUGAAAAGAAAACUGAGGAAAUUAAAAGUGAAUUUGGAUCUAAAAUGAAUGGAAAACAAAUGCAGAUUCUUAAAGAAGGUAAUACUAAAGUCAGCUCCAAAGGAAACAAAUCUUGGCAAAACAGGGAAACUGGAAAGAGAGGAACAAAUUGUAACAAGGAAAAGUUCAAUAGCAAGUACUUCUAUAAAGUCAAAAGUUUAAAAGAACCCACAGGAGCACAUGGUCAAGCAGCUCUCGAAGCCAAUACACAAGUUCCUACAAUAACAUUGAAAGGAAACAGUCUUGCAGAUUCAUUUAGUUUUGGACAGUUUCUACUGAGACCCGUGGGAAGAAGGCCAUGGGAUGUGGUGAGCGAGUUGGAAAACAUAAAUCGAGAGCUGCAAGAUGAUCCCGAAGAACAAGACCACGAUCCUUCCAUCCAGCGUCCUCAAGAUGUCUACCAACGCUUCCAUGUGCUCAUGCCCAGUGGGCAGAAGGAUGAACUGACACAUACACUAGAGAGGAGAAAAUCGGAGCCAAACCUUUCAGAACUGCCAUCUAGUCAGUAUGAAAGAUCACACAUUGCAUGGGGCUCAAAAAAUAGCCGUCAAAAUGUAGGGGAUUAUUCAUCACCAUACUCAUCUGACGGCUCUACUACCAACAAAGUGGAAAUUGAUGAUGAUGAUGGAAAUGAACAAAACAGGAUUAGAGAUAACUUGGAAAAAGAAAACUUGCAUUUCAAUCAGAAGGGGCCAAGUGAGAGACUUUUACAUUACAACAGAAGCCAUGGGAAUGAUGUCUAUAUGAGCACACCAUCGUCAUCACUACAACGAAGACAUGGGCAUUCAGAGCCAGAUCUAACGGCUCUUAUUGCCUCUCAAGAACUGGGAGAUGAACAUGAAGAUCAAUCCGAGUUAGGUUUUACAUCUGCAUCACUCAAGGAGUCCCUUGCUGAAAGGGCUGCAAGGAUUCUUGGAAUAUCUAUAUCUGAAGAUGCGCUUCUUGCACCAGAUAGCAGCACUGCAACAGAGAGCAAAGAUGCCUUGACCAUGGAAUUUGAUGGUAAUUUUUGCGACAUUACUACAGGCACAGAAAAGGCCACACACAACUCUAAUAAUUUAUUUGGUGAAAAAAAGAUGCUCUUUAUCAAUGGUUACAGUGAAAAUGAACACAAUGAAACAUCAGAACAUGGUUUACAAAUUAAAAACAAAUGUGACAGCCACAAAGAUAAACUAAAAAAAUCUCUAGUAAUUCUUUGUAAAGAGGAGCUAACAUCAUACACCAGCACAAAGCUGUAUGAAAGCCACACUCAAGAGGAAAUGUCACCACCAAAAUAUGCCAAUGGAAAUCAGCCUGACAGAAAAACAGAUGAUGAGAAUACAAUUAGGAACCAGGUUAUCUGUGCAUCUGGAGAUCAGUACAAUUGCAAUAUCACUGGCUGCAUUGCAGAGCCACGAUUCUACUCAAGCUGUAGCAUGAUCUUUUCCCCAAUUAAAAUGAAAUCUAAAAGCACAAUUCGUGUGAAACAUAUCGAGCAGUCUAAAUCCCCUCUAAUAGUAGAAAAUGUCUGUUCUAUGAAAGGUGAAUGUGAAGACUGUUCUGACAUCCCUGGCUGUCUCUGUCUGGUGAAGGAUGAUGGGUUUGUAGACAGUUUAAGUAAGCAUGAACGUAGAGAUAGGCAGCUGAAUGAGUGUAACCGGACGGCACUUGCAGAGCAUGCUCAAGUCGCAUGGGAAUACACAGACAACCUUAAAGCUGCUGCAUCGGAUUCCAUUAAGGACAAUGGACAUGGCCUGGAUGUGCACGGUUGCUUACCUCUGCAUGUUCCCACUGUUAAAACAAACACUGAAGCUACUAACACUCUGCUUGCUCUGGAUGUCAUUUGCUCCUAACCUGCUUCCCAUCCCGACUAAAACAGUCAAGUAAAGGUAUUGGCACUCAUAACAAGUUUGCACAUCAUACUGCAUGAAUCGUUACACAUUUCUGCCGUCAUUUUAUCUUACGAAAUAAUCUUCACGUAAAAAAAAGUAUUACAUUUCAGUAUUGUUUAUUGAAACCUUCAGAGUAUCCUAACAGAAAUGUCUACUAUAUUGUAUUUUUGGUGUUGUACUCUUAUUUUAAUGUGGGAAAUGUUAAAAUUCUUUAAAUGUCAUUUUGAAAUGCUAUGUUCGUCAUUUAUAAUAAAACUUACACUAUUUUUUUGUUUUUCAGAUGGAUAUGAUCCUAGUCAUAUUGAAAUGGUAUAAUCCGAUCAUGAAGAAAUGUUCUUGGAUUUAUUCUUGUCAAUGUCAACAUUUCUUUAAAUGUUUUUUUUUUAAACAAUUGUCAUGAUAGUGUUUUUUAUAUACAUUUGCAAUUGUGAAUACAGUAUUAUUAUUGUUUACUUCUUACUAGCCUAUGUGUUUAUUCAGACAAUCAAUGCAUGCUUAUUUAAUAGUCAUCUACUGUCACAAAACAAGUGAUGUUGUCAAGAAUACUGUUUUAAUCAAAAUCAGCACAAAAAUGUCAUAUAUCAAGCUUAAUAUUGUUUUUGGUAAAUAUUCACUUUCAUUAUUUUGUGAACAGUUUACGUAUCAUUGUACUCCAUUUUAAAGUUACACGGCUUUUUGUACUGUUGAAUUUUAUUUUUCAUAUUAAACCAGAAGGAAUGUGUAUGCAAUAUAUAAUACCACAACAAAUCUUAAAACUGCUUCAGAAAACAGAGUAUAUAUACUUUUUUAAACUAAGUGAUACUAUAUAUGUUUUUCUUCAAUAAAAAUAUAUUACAAAUAU